UGCUGUUAAACACCGACAGGACUUCCCCUCCGCAGACUCAGCGCGCGCGCCGCCGCCGCUCUCCGCCGCUGUGUCCGCGCGCUGCAGGACCGCCAUAGAGGAAAAGCCACAGAUGACAAGAGGAAAGAAGAGAGACGAAUUUUCCAGCAACGCUCAACCUCUUACAGAAGCUUCAAGAUGAGUCACAUGACCUGAGCGCCUGGCUUUUGAGUGACCGAACACUGAAGACUCCAAUGGAAAGUGACAUAUAUAUUAGCGCUCAUUAGCUACAUGAUUCAGCAAAUCUGGGAGAUUUAAACACAGUGACUGAAGAUCUGAUCUGUCAUGGCGAAGAAAAAAGAGGCUCUCAACCUGUCCUUCCUCCUGGAGCAUGAGCGGGAGAUGAUCCUCAGCGUCCUGCAGAAAGACGAGAAACUCCGCAAACGAGAAGAAAAGAGAAUACGGAAAUUGAAGAAUGAGCUGCUGGAGCUGAAGCGGGGCAGCCGGCGCAGUAACUCAGAGCAGCGCGAGUGCGGGGUGUGUCUCAGAGCGCUGGGGCUCAUCCUGCAGAGGGGGAGUGUGUGUGACGACUGUAAACGCCGGGUCUGCAGCUUCUGCGUCGCCGUGUCCCCGAACAGCAGCCACAGCAAGUGCACCGUCUGCGCCAAGACCGCGGAGCUGAAGGUGGUCACAGGGGAGUGGUUCCUGGAAGAAAGAGCGAAACGUUUUGACCGCGUGACCCUUCCAAGCAGCGACGUAAUCAAACAGUCCAUACUUAACAGUCCACCAGAAUCUGCCCAAAGGAAGGUUUACCAGUCUCGUACGAACCAGACUGGCACACCCCAGCCCGAGCGAUCACCCACUCCCCAGUCUGAGAAGAGUGUGGGGGGGCGGAGCUUAGGCAAGAAAAAAAUAAUAAAAUCACUAGCUGUAGAAUCAUCAGGACGUCCAACAACACCCAACAACAUGCGCCCACAACCAGACCGACUGUCAGCUCAGGCCGAGGGACGGAAAAGGCCUGAUGGGGCUGAGAGUGUGUACAGUUUUCACAGCAGUGACAGUAUUGCUGAUAAGGUCUGCGGUGGGCAGAACCGAAAAGACUCAGCCACGCCCUCCAUCGCUGUAUCCAGAGCCUCCCUCUCAUCAGACCGCAGUCGCUCUGAGCUUGACCUCAGUAAUCCAGGGGAGGGGUUUGCUAAUGACUCUCUGCCCAGUCGCUGCCACUCAGUUCCUGGACUCAAUGAUGCAGAAUCAGAUGAGGACAUUGAUGCCCUGCUGUCUGCCCACUACAAAACCAGCCGCAGCGUCGGCAGCGCUCAGUCUGUGUCUUCCACUCCACGCUCAGAGCGAAAGUGGAGCUUCCUUAAUGUACCUGACUCCGAUGCAGAGACUAGCAGCCUGAACAGUAUGAUGAGUGUGUACAGUGAGACAGGUGACUAUGGAAACGCACGUGUUUCUGGAGAGAUCCUGCUGAACAUCUCCUACAGCUAUAAAACAGGAGCACUCAAUGUUCUGGUGCGAGAGUGCCGCUGCCUAGCAACUGGGGAUGAGAGGAAGCAGCGCACUGACCCAUAUGUCAAAACGUAUCUUUUACCAGACAAAUCCCGCCAGAGCAAAAGGAAAACCAGCAUUAAAAACAACACGACCAAUCCAGUCUUCAAUGACAACUUAAGGUACGUAGUGAGUCACUCUCAGCUGGAGACGCGCACUCUGCAGGUGUCUGUGUGGCAUCAUGACCGAUUCGGACACAACAGCUUCCUCGGGGAGACCGAGCUGACCUUUGACUCCUGGGAGUUUGAUACUCAGAUAGAGGAGUGGUUUGCCCUCCAGCCCAGGGCCGAGGGCUCUGUAGACUCGAUGAUUCAGUAUAAAGGAGAGCUGACCGUGGUUCUGAAGUACAUUCCUGCUGAGAGGAAUCUCUCACUGCCACUUGACCAGAUACAAGUGAAGAAGGGAUUUCUGAAAGGGAAGAAGAGCAUCACUCUGCCAAAAGGAGGGAUGGUAGAGCUGCUGGUUAAAGAAGCCAAGAACUUGACAGCUGUCAAAUCAGGGUCCUCUGAUCCUUUUGUUAAAGGGUAUCUUCUGCCUGAUGAUAAGAAGAGUACAAAGCACAAAACAGCAGUAGUGAAGCGCUCGGUGAACCCGCGCUGGAAUCACACCUUUACCUACUGCGGCCUCCAGCACACCGACCUGGACAGCGUCUGUCUGGAGCUCACCGUCUGGGACAAGGAGCCGCUCGCCAGCAACGUCUUCCUGGGAGGAGUCCGUCUAGGAGCUGGAACUGGUCUGAGCUACGGGAAGGAGGUAGACUGGAACGAUUCAUACGGGGAGGAGCAGCGAUUAUGGCAGCGCAUGAUUGACAACCCGGAGGUACCUCAGGAGUGCACGCUGAUGCUGAGGUCCAGCAUGGCCAAGAGAAAGGCGUAGAGACGGAUCAGGGUGGAGAGAUCCUGCAGUACCUGUUAAACUUACUACCCUGAAACACCUUAAAGAGAAAAGUGCCCUUCGCAUACACACUCACACACUCGGACACACACACACACACACACACAAUCAACAUGAUCACAAAUAUACACACACACAAGCACACAGUAGACUGUAUUAGUCCUCUAGACCAACCACUGCAUAGACUGACUGAUAUUUAUACGCAUGACCACACACUGUCAUCGUCUACUGAAUCACAGACCUGCAUCUUUACUCAACAUCCAGUAUACACCCCAUACAGAACAGACUGGGACAGUAAGAAAAAUACACGUAUAUAAAAAAUGCUACUAAAUUUUAUUUAAAAAAUAAUUAUAGAUUUGAUUGCAGACAGUAUGAUCCAAAAAUAUUUCUUCAUUUGUCUGUUUGACUUUAUAUCAUUUAUUAAUAUGAACAUCCAUGCUUGCAUUUAAAGCCUGCACUACAAGAUCUACAAGUUUUAGCACUGAGGAUACCAUAUAAUUAAGCAAUUCCUGCUUUUAUUUUGUCCUAUUCUUCCUUGCAAACACGCCUUAAGCAACAGUACAUCAUCAGGGUCAUCAUUGUCACUUUUUUAUUUAAUAAUUCUCCACAAAUUUUCUAAAGUAAAAGAUUCAGAUCUACAGGCAAGCCAGUCCAAGUAUAUUAAUAAAUAAAUAAAAAUGUUGACCAGAUAAAAUGAAUUAUUUUGGGAUUAUACUGUCUGCAAUCAAAUAAAGGUUCAUGUAAAUGUUAGAAACACUGCGCAACUUGAUUUAAGGUAUAAAAUGUACACCAAGCAGCCAAAAUAGAAAUAUGUCACACAUCAGUGCCAUGGCUGUAGACAACACAAAUGUAAACUUAAAAAUAAGCACAUAGUCUAAAGGCCAAAAAUAAACGUUGAUAGAAUAAUAAAAAGAAUACUGUACCAUGCACAAAGAAUCCCAUUAAAAGCACACAGAGUUACUGAGUAAAGUACUGGUAUACACAACAAGGUACAGGUGCAUAUCAAUAAACUAGAAUAUCAUAAAAAGUUCAUUUAUUUCAGUGAACUCAAAUUACAUAGAGUAAUUACACACAUGUAUUUUAAGUGUUUAUUUAUUUUAUUGUUGAUGAUUAUGGCACACAGCUCAUGAAAACCACCAGUAACAGAAAAUUAGAAUAUUAUGUUAUAAGACCAAUUGAUACUUUUGGCUGUGUGGGCAGUGUGCCAAAUCCUGCUGGAAAAUGAAAUCUGCAUCUCUAUAAAGCUUGUAAGCACAGCGUCUACCAGACAAUUUAGAGCACUUCUUGCUUCCCUCUUCUGACGAGCAGCUUUAUGGAAAUGCAGAUUUCAUUUUCCAGCAGGAUUUGGUACACUGCCCACAUUGCAAAAAGUGCCGAUUGGUCUUAUAUAAUAUUCAAAUUUUCUGAGACACUGAUUUGGGGGUUUUCAUUGGCUGUAAGCCAUUAUCAUCAAUAAUAAAAUAAAUAAACACUUAAUAUAUAUAUAUAUAUAUAUAUAUAUAUAUAUAUAUAUAUAUAUAUGACCUUUUCAAAGAUAUUCUAAUUUAUUGAAAUGCACAUGUACUUUCAUUACUACUUUCUAGGGAUGCACCACUUUUGCAAACUUUGUGUUGAAACCAGAACCAAACAAAAUGUUUGGCUAAAUACUGAACACAUUUGAUUUUAUUUUUAUUUUUUUACAGGUUUUUAUUUUAAACUUUUUUUCUAAAUUACAUAGCAUACAUAUAUUUACAUGGUUCCAAUUAAAAGUUUAAAAUAAUGUAUUAUAGACUAAAGAUUUUUUGCAUCCCAGCUGGUUGCAUUCUGAUUGUGUUGUCCAAAAUUAUUUUGAUUAUUGAUUAAUUGAUUUAUUCACCCAUACACUAAAAGUGCUUUAUUUUAUUGUUUUAUUUUUUUAUUUUUUUAUUUUUUUUCGGUUGCCAAAUAUUUGGUGCAUCCCUACCACUUCCCUACCUAAAAACACAGAAGAAUCCAGUUGUGCUUUAAUGAGUAAAUCUCUAUUAUCUUAAAGGGGAAUCUCUGCAGAUUAAGUGAGUUUAUUUCAUGUACUGUUUACAUGUGAUAAGACUAAAAUCAAGCACACUUCACUGAGCUCCUCCACUCCCAGCCCCGUCUGCCUGAGGGAGCGAUUAUGAGCCGAUCAGACUGUUCUCGUGUUCAGAAGCAGUGAGACGGAACGAGUCUCGUCCGGGGUGUUUCAUUUUCACAGAGCUCUGAGCCUCUGAGAGGAUAGAAUAAGACAUUUAUGUGGAUACUUUAGUGAAAAAAUAAUAAUAUUAGAAUAUUCUUGCACAAUGCACAAGCAAUUCAAAAAGCCCUUUUCUAGAAUAUUCCUGUAGCUCCGGUCAUGACGUCACUGUGAGGUAAAUGAGGAUUCCAUAAACUAGAGUGUUCCUCUUUUAUAGCUGAUAAUCCUGUUCCUUACAGAAAGCCUUAAAAAAGCGCAUGGUGUCACUUUUAAAGAAUAACAGGUGAUAUGAUCACAUGUGCAGUUUUUUACGCAGUCCAGUCGUAUAUAACCACCUCCCCUUUUUUUCAGCUCACCUUUUCCAUAUUUCAGCUUCACUGAUCAUAUAGGAGAACUUUGUAGUUCUGUAAUAAUUACAGACUGUAGUUCUGUAUCUGUUUCUCUGCAUAUUUUAUUAUCUUCCUUUCAUCCUGUUCUUCAAUGGUUCUUCUGUGGGCAGCAUUAUGUAGGAAAGCAUCCUGUGGGCGGUAUCCUGCUGGCAGCGUCAUGUAGGGAAGUGACCUGUUAGCAGCGUCCUGUAGGAAAACAUGCUGUGGGCAGCAUCAUGUAGGGAAGCGUCUUGUGGGAAGCAUCCUGUUGGCAGUGUCCUUUUGGCAGUGUCAUAUAGAAAAGUGUCCAGUGGGCAGUGUCCUGUUGGUAGCAUCCUGUAGGAAAACAUACUGUGGGCAGCAUCAUGUAGGGAAGCGUCCUGUAGGCAGCGUCCUCUGGGCACAGUCAUAUAGAGAAGCGUCCUGUGGGCAGCGUUCUGUUGGCAGUGUCCUUUUGGCAGUGUCAUGUAGGAAAGUGUCCUGUGGGCAGCAUACUGUUGGUCGCAUCGUACAGGAAAGCGUCCUGUGGGCAGUGUCCUGUUGGUAGGGUCAUGUAGAAAAACAUGCUGUGGGCAGCAUCAUGUAGGAAAGUGUAAUGUAGGCAGUGUCCUGUUGGCACCAUCAUGUUGGAAAUUACCUGUGGGCAGCAACCUGUGGUUAGUGUCCUGUUGGCAGUGUCCUGUUGCCAGUGUCAUGUAGGGAAGCAUCCUGUUGGCAGUGUGGGCAGCGUCCCUUUGGUAGCGUCCUCUGGAAAGCGUCCUGUUGGCAGAAUCCUGUUGGCAGCAUCUUGUAGAAAAGCAUUAUGUGUGCAGCGUCCUGUGGGCAGCGUCCUGUGUGCAGCGUCCUGUGGGCAGCGUCCUGUGGGCAGCGUCCUGUGGGCACCGAUGAAGAACUAGAGGAUGACCAACUAAAACAGUGCAUCAACAGAUUCAGAUCUUCAGUCUCUGACUUUAACAUGGUCAUAAUGUUCUGACUGGACUGUGUAUAAAAGGCUUUCUGCAGGGAAAAUAUAACUGUUGUAUGUUAAAUGUAUGUUAAACAACAAUGUGUGUUUUGUUGCCUGACUGUAAAGCAGUUAAACUCACAGCAUGUUUAAAGUAUGUUUGUGUAUAUUUUAGAGUAUGUAUGUGUUUUCUAUAAGCAAUGAGACUCAUAAACAUCUUCAGCUCUAGACUGGAAAUAAUAAAUUCUGUAUAAACUCGA
Astyanax mexicanus (Mexican tetra) is the source of this 6183-nucleotide messenger RNA. It is a transcript of the gene sytl5, whose product is annotated as synaptotagmin-like 5. Gene Ontology annotation, cellular component: plasma membrane; exocytic vesicle. Lineage: Eukaryota; Metazoa; Chordata; Actinopteri; Characiformes; Acestrorhamphidae. Bases 325 to 2406 code for a protein of 693 amino acids. The record is from RefSeq and is a predicted model, not a curated record. Gene Ontology annotation, molecular function: small GTPase binding; neurexin family protein binding; phospholipid binding. Gene Ontology annotation, biological process: exocytosis; intracellular protein transport. The transcript is spliced from 17 exons.